Molecule: messenger RNA, 1473 nt
Organism: Lithohypha guttulata
Lineage: Eukaryota; Fungi; Ascomycota; Eurotiomycetes; Chaetothyriales; Trichomeriaceae
Gene: GAL1
Product: galactokinase
Exons: 2
Coding region: 1-1473 (490 amino acids)
Biological process (GO): galactose metabolic process; carbohydrate phosphorylation
Cellular component (GO): cytosol; cytoplasm
Molecular function (GO): galactokinase activity; ATP binding
Source: RefSeq, a predicted model, not a curated record
AUGGCGAAAGCAGUCUCAAGGGUGACCUCGAUAGAUCAGAUCUACUCAAAUGCGUCUGCUGGUGCUUUACCAGAACAAAAGUCUCGAUUUAAGCACUUGAUUGACUCCUUCUCCAAAGAGCAUGGCUCGAGACCAGACUUUGUAGCUCGAAGUCCUGGUCGAGUCAACAUCAUUGGUGAGCAUAUCGACUACUCGCUCUACAACGUGCUACCAGCUGCUGUUACAGUCGACGUACUCGUUGCCGUAAAGGUCAAAGAGCCGUCGUCAGGCACCACUAUCACAGUCGCCAACACGAACGAUGUGAAGUAUCCUAGAGACGAAUUCCAUGUUCCUCAAGAAGGUGACGUUCACAUCGGUGAGCACAACUGGUCGAACUACUUCAAGGCUGGACUUCGGGGUUCUGUACAAUUGCUAAGGAAAGAAUAUGGCAAUGACUUUAGACUGAAGAGCAUGGAUGUCAUGAUGGACGGCAAUGUCCCAGCUGGUGGCGGUUUGUCGAGCAGUGCUGCUUUCGUUUGUGCUUCCGCUCUCGCUGUUCUGGCAGCUAAUGGUCACGAGGUGUCCAAGCAAGAUUUACUCGACUUGUGUAUAGUCUCAGAACGUUCGGUUGGUGUCUAUUCAGGAGAAUUUUCAGCCGAAAACGUCCCUGUACCAGUCGCAGACCCCGAGAUCACUUUCCUCAUCGCACAGUCGUUUGUCACAUCAGACAAGGCGGUCUCGGCAGCUAGGCAUUACAAUCUCAGAGUCGUUGAAGUCACCCUAGCUGCAGUAGUACUUGCCAAGCUACACGAUAUCACCCUCAAUCCAGACUCCUCUUCCCUUGGUUUCAGCAUACGAAAUUUUCAGGAAGAGUUGAUGAAGUCACUGGGGAAGAGAGAAGUGGCUGAAGAUGAGCAACUCGAUAUGAUGAUCAAAGUUGUUCAAGAGAAGUUGACCAAACAAUCUUACAGCAGAGCGGAUGUGGCUGAAAUUCUAGGCCUAGAUGUAUCUGCUCUGGAAAAGGCUUACUUUUCCAAGUUCAAGGUCGAGGGCGAUAACUUUAAGUUGCAACAACGAGCCUUACACGUUGUACAAGAAGCUCGACGUGUGAUCUCAUUUAAGGACACCUUGUCUGCUAAUGCUGGACAGAAGUUGACCCAGGACCAACUAUCUUAUCUUGGAGACUUGAUGAACAAAACUCAAGGUUCGUGCAGGGACAUUUACGAGUGCUCUUGUUCUGAGAUUGACGACAUAUGUGCUAUCGCUCGCAACAACGGCGCUCUGGGCUCUCGGUUGACUGGUGCUGGCUGGGGUGGCUGUACAGUGCAUCUUGUACCUCAGGGAAAGGUUGACACCGUGACAGAAGCCUUGAAGAGAGAAUAUUAUAGUGUGAAGUUUCCUGAAUUGUCCGCAGAAAAGAUGAAGGAUGCUAUAGUGAUCAGCAAGCCUGGUCAAGGAAGCUCUUUGAUUACGGGUGAGGCUCUUGCAUUAUGA